Messenger RNA from Theileria equi strain WA, 1665 nucleotides. RefSeq lists its product as uncharacterized. The transcript is spliced from 2 exons. Lineage: Eukaryota; Apicomplexa; Aconoidasida; Piroplasmida; Theileriidae. Bases 154 to 1665 code for a protein of 503 amino acids. The record is from RefSeq and is a predicted model, not a curated record.
ACAAUUCUAUUCUGUGCCAAUUUCGGGGUCAAUCUUGCUAUUUCAUGCUAGUUAUCCAUAAGUUUAUCAAGUUGCUGCUAUCGCAUCUAAAAUGUAGUUUUGUCACAAACAACCGCAUCGUUAAAUCAAUGAUCUACUCCCGUGGACUUUCCAAUGUUUAAGUUUUUGAGGCCUUCUCUCCUGUUCCUCGGCCUCUCUGUACUCUUCUCUUCUCUCUCGUACGUCCCUUUUGUUUCACGGACGUUCGACUCUGUAGCUAAACUCAGUUUCUCGGACUUGUCAAACUUUGUUGACAAGUAUGAUAAAGGAAUCGCUGAACUGCACUUUAACCGUGCAGUCUGGUUGAGGGAUGCUGUCAUUCCGCAUAAAGACUUGCCAGAAGAAGCAGAUGGGACCACAAAGAAACCGCAAAGUGUACAGGAAUCUACUCUAGCUGAAGGUAUACGUCUCCUGCUCAGGUUUUUAUUCCUGCACAUAAUUACGCUCAUUGUGUUGUGCAUCAUCCUUCUGAGAUAUGUGCGUUUAUUCCGUGAUACGGCAUUUCUACUCUUCAAAUUGGUACGAAAGUGUAAUUGGAGGACGCCUAUCAGGAUCAUAAUUGCAUUGGUUCGCUUCAGUUCAUGGAUGGUAUCUAUUGCUUGGUACUACAACUCAUUUUUACCCGUAAAGACCCGGCUAUUAGUAUACCCUAUACUAACAUGUGUUUUAGCUACAAUGUUUUUCAAAGUAGGAAUUGGCAAAAAACGCCUCUUUAAUAUCGUUCCCCUGGUAAUUGGGUUCAUUUCCUAUUCUGCAAUGGUUCUUACAUUUAAUUCAAUGGCUCACGCCACAAACAAGUUUUCCCUGAAUGAAUGCAUCAUUCUAACAUGGGUUUCAUUCAUUUGUCUUCGAUGUUUUGACAUAAAGAAAGCUGGUAGUAGGCUUAAAAUAAGAAAAGAUAAGGCAGAGUCUGAAAGACUAUCACAUGAAGUAUCAUGUUUGCUAGAACUCUCUCUAAUAUUUGUCUUAUUUAGAGCAUUAAAAUCACUGCCAAUCAUGGGACCUCUGUUCAUUAAAAGGGCAUAUUUCACGCAUUUCAUGUCCUUUUUUACACUGGUCACCAUAAUACACUGUAUAAUAGUAUACGUUGCUGAUAUAAAGAUAAAAACAGGAACACCCCUCGCAAGGGUAAAAAUAGUCAUUGUAAAGGCUCUGGAUAGCAUAAUUCUGCAAGUUUUAGGGUUGCCAAAUAUCGUAUCUGGGAGAGCAAACCAUAAAAACAAUGCAAAUGGUAUCCUAUCAAAAACAUUAAAGAGGUUCAAGUAUCUGUUUGAUAUGAUAUUUGGGAAUAUUAUGGGACCUAUUUACAAAAAUGAAAAGGUGCGCUUUGCGACCAAAUUUUCAAAGGCAGUUCCACAGCUAAUGUUACUCUUUAUGCCCACAUUAGUAUCAAAAGCAUAUUUCAAUUACUGUACACUAAUCACGCCACUACUAAAAUUUCUAACCUUGGAUGAAUCCAGUCUAAAGGCAAAAAUACUAGCAAUCAUACUCCUAAUUAUAUCUGAAGCAGCAAGAUGUGCAAUAAACUCGACAAUUUCUCACAUUAUUUCAUUCAAAACUAUACAAAGAACUAUAAUGUUAAUACUCAUGGACCAUACCAUGGUCUUUCUUAAUAGUGUAAUGUAA